Molecule: messenger RNA, 5817 nt
Organism: Pelodiscus sinensis (Chinese soft-shelled turtle)
Lineage: Eukaryota; Metazoa; Chordata; Testudines; Trionychidae
Source: RefSeq, a predicted model, not a curated record
AUUCUAGGUACAUCCGCGCCGUAACCAAAACUACCCUCUCCUGGGAGACCAUCUUGGUUACAACAAUCUUGCUGCCCAUUGAGAUGGGGGGGCCACUCAUGUGGCCCACUCACUAGCCUGUGUUUCCCAUCAUUGACCUAGAAUGCCCUUUUGCAGUGGAAAAGCCUAGUGGGGAAUUGUGUGGAAUAGACAAAAGCCCCUCUGAAUUCUCUCACAUGGCCCUUCUCACUCUGGCAGGCUACAGAAUAACGUCUAUGUUUUGCUCCCGACUAUCCUGUCCAUCUGGGGGGAAGGAAAUGGCUGCGGUGGAGCUGGCUCAGGAGUCAGUGACCUUCGAGGAGGUGGCUGUGUAUUUCACCAGGGCCGAGUGGGCUCUGCUGGACCCCGCUCAGAGAGCCCUCUACAGAGCCGUCAUGCAGGAGAACUAUGAGAUGGUGGCCUUGUUGGGGUUUCCAGUUUCCAAACCUGAUAUGAUCUUCCGACUGGAACGAGGGGAAGAACCAUGGGUCCCAGAUCUGGAGGGCUCUGAGAAACAAGUGCCCCCGAGAGCUGCUUGCACAGGUGAUGGGAUCAUGAGUAAGAACGAGAAUAAUCAUCAGGAGGAAUAUGAGGAGCAAGUAGAACCACAGGGGAUGUUAUCAGAAAGACUCAAAGGGACUGUUUCUGAGAAUUGUGCAAAAGCCUUUGAGAGUCAGCACAGGACAGAGGAAAACUUGUGUAGCCGCUCAGGCUGUAUUGUACAUGAGGGAAUUAGCUUGGAAGAGAUGCACUACACAUGCCAUGAGUGUGGGGAAAGCUUUGAUGAGAGCUCAGAUCUUUUUACACAUCAGCGAAUCCACAGAGGAGAGAGACCCUACGCAUGCUCCGAGUGUGGGAAAAGCUUCAAUCAGAGCUCUGCCCUCAUCACGCAUUGGCGAAUCCACACGGGCGAGACACCCUACACAUGCCCGGAGUGUGGGAAAAGCUUCAAUCAGAGCUCCCACCUCAUCACGCACAGGAGAAUCCACACAGGCGAGACGCCCUACGCAUGCUUAGAAUGUGGGAAAUGCUUCAGUCAGAGCUCCGCCCUCAUCACACAUCAGCGAAUCCACACGGGAGAGACGCCCUAUGCAUGCUCAGAGUGUGGGAAAAGCUUCAAUCGUAGCUCUGCCCUUAUUAGACAUCGGAGAAUCCACACUGGUGAGACGCCCUACACCUGUCCUGAGUGUGGGAAGAGCUUUGGUCACAGCUCUGCCCUUAUCACACAUCAGAGAAUCCACACAGGUGAGACGCCGUAUGCAUGCUCUGAGUGCGGGAAAUGCUUCAGUCAGAGCGCAAACCUAAUUAGGCAUCGGAGAAUCCACACAGGAGAGACGCCCUACCUGUGCCUGGAGUGCGGGAAACGCUUCAAUCAGCGCUCAGCCCUUACCACGCAUCAGAGAAUCCACACGGGAGAGAUGCCAUAUGCAUGCCCUGAGUGUGGGAAACGCUUCAGUUAUAGCUCUGCCCUCAUCACGCAUCAGAGAAUCCACACUGGCGAGAUGCCCUACACAUGUCCUGAGUGUGGGAAACGCUUCAAUCGGAGCUCAAACCUCAUCACUCACCAGAGAAUCCACACAGGCAUCUCUUCUUACAGAUGUGCCGAGUGCGGAAAACGCUUCAGCCAUAGCUCAGCCCUUAUUAGACACCGGAGAAUCCAUACAGGGGAGACGCCUUACACAUGCUCGGAGUGUGGGAAACGUUUCAAUCAGAGCUCAAACCUCAUCACGCACUGGAGAAUCCACACGGGAGAGAUGCCUUAUACAUGCUCAGAGUGUGGGAAAUGCUUCAGUCAGAGCUCUGCCCUGAUCACGCAUCAGCGAAUCCACACAGGAGAGAUGCCCUACACAUGUGUGGAGUGUGGGAAAAACUUUAGUCAGGGCUCAGCACUUACUAGACAUCAGAAAAUCCACAUGGCAGAGUACUAUAAGAAAUGCCUUGGCUAGGGCAAGCCAAAGAUUUGUAUUAGUCACAUUUGAUAGUUCCCACAUCAAUGUUCCCUCUAAGUUUUCCAUUCACAUGCAGAAUAAAUUUUGUUACAUACACAAGUAGCAAUGCAUGCUGUCAGAUGUGGACACUCUCUGCUAAUUAGCUGAGCUGCAUUUGAAUCUCUCCUGGGUGGGCACCCAAGUGCUCAGCUUACAUGGAACACGGAUGCAGAGGUGCACCACCAGUAGAAACACAUGCUACUGUCAGCACUCUGCUAAUCAGCAGGAUAGCCACUCUCAUAGAUGGCCUCUCAGGUCUCCCACCUUGUGAUCUUUGAACCAUCUUCACCAUAGCCUCUGAGCUCCCCCAGAUGAGUUGCAUUUUUCAGCUCCCCCUUCUUUGGGGGUCAGUCUUGUGAUCCUCUCUAUCAACUCCUUUCCUUGUGAGUCAUAGGAGUGUGAGUCUCUCUUGCCAGGAACGUCUAUCUGUCUCAGAUCAAGGAGAGAGGUUUGAUCCUAACAAGCCAGAUCUACCUGUGCCCAGAAUCCACUAGGAUUGUACCUGCAGUUAGAUGCUCAAAUUAUAGAAUCCUAGAUUAGGGUUGGAAGCAGUAUUCCCUCUAAUCUUUUCCAUUCAUGUGCAGAAUACAUUUUUACAUGCACCAAGAUGUAUGUGGAUGUGCACCAUCAAUAGAAACAAAACAUAGCUGCGGGUGCUCUCCUUAUUAGCUUGGUGGCAUUUUAAUCUCUUCUGGGUGGCCACCCAAGUGCACAGUUUACAGGGAGCACUGGUUAGAAGAGACCUUAAGAGAUCAUCUACUGCAGGUGUGGGGAGCCCAACAGAGAUACCAGUUGGGGGCCACACAAAAGUAAGAAGCAAAAAAAAUUAAAAACAAAAAGCGCCCACGUGCACACACAUGCGCGCACACACAAAUAUUUUGAUGCAGUGUGAUUUUUUUUCUUUUGCAUUUGGAAUUUUAGUGUGAUGGCUGAGUUUGUUUUUCCUUGCUGAGCCUUGCUUUGUCUGCUGGAACUGAAGUUAUUGCUAUUUGUAACUGGCUUUCCAGGUUUAAAUCUGUUAGUUUGGCAUGCAGGGAGUUCUUGGCAAGAAAUAGCUUUGGAAAGAGCUAUCAGCAGCAGUAUGUAGUGCCAAAUAGUGACGCAAUUUUUAUCACGUCUCCUCAAGUUCGGAAAUUUAUCGGUACCUGCAUAGAGUCCAUAGAAUUCCAGUAGAAGCAGGUUUUUCAAUUUAGGCACAAGUUCAUUGUUUCUUGGCAUUUCUGUAAGUUCAUGUUGAAAGGCUUCAGGUACAUUGAGUACUUCUACAUUGAGUGGGUUGGAAAAAUGUCUAAUUCCAGUUCCUUCGAUCUUAGGUCUGGAAAUCGGAUACAAAAUUUGUCAUGUAAACUUGAGCACUCCCUGGCGUAACUUAACUGUUGAUGCAGGUUUUUGUGUUUGAAGUGUGGAAAAUUGUGCCAUGUUGUACCUUUUCCAGUUGCAUUUUCCACAUCAUUCAUUUAUGUUCAAACGUCAAAACAUUUGAAAAUAAGAAACUGGUUAGGCCCUGUCAAGUGGGCACGAAUGUCAACCAUGAAGGCACAGUCCCACAGACGCAUGGGGUUGCCCCUUUCUCCCUUUUCCCAGCUCCCCAUGCUGGCAAGGGAGUUCUGGGGCUUGCCCAGCUGUGGCCAUUCCUUCCUCCCUUUUUCUGGGCACCGCAUGCAGGGAAGAGGCUUGGGUAUCCAUCCCUUCCACUCCUGGAAGGGAUUUCCCCUCCCCACCCCUUCCUUCCGGUCCCACACUUCUCCUUAAUUGUUAAGGAGGCAUUGCUGGCAGCGUGUGGCUGGGGCUGCCAGAUGCUGCUCCCUGCUGCAGCCGCUACUCUAUGAAAGGAAGGGACGAGGUGGAGGGAGUGUGUGGAGAAACUGGCCCCGCUGUGGCCUCCUCUUCCUCCCAAAAGGUGCCCCAGGCUUGGAAGGGCUCAGGGGCUUCCUGUCCUUCCCAGUCCUGCCUAGCUCCUUACCAGCAAGCGGAGGAGUUGCUGGCAGUGUCUGCAGCCACCUGAGGCUGGCAAGGACCUCUAGCUGCUUCGCUGCUGCCUGGCUGCCUGGUGCAGGGGAAGGGCAGCAAGCACAGAAACGCCGGAGGAGCUCCCAUUUGCACCAGGGCUCCAGCACAUGGCGUUCCCCCUUUGGCCAGUUCAACCUGCGCACGCCUCUUCUAUGUGCAGGAGAGGAGCCAGAAAUGCCUGGCCAGCGCUGCAGGUGAGGCUAGGGAUAGUCUUUAUAGUGGCCCCUGGGGCCUCCUCGCAGCGUUGACCUGGUUGCUGGACCCCCCAGGUACUCAAUUAAACUGUUUGAGGUGGGGGUGGAGGUUCCUCAUCCCUGACCUACUGCAACCCCCUGCUUAAAGCAGGACCAUCAUUUUAAAAAUCCACCAUAGUCCCUCUUGGAAGGUUUCCAGGUAAAUUCCCUCUGUUCGCCACUCAUUCACUUUGCAACGGGCCACUUUUUUUAUAUGGCUGCAGCGCAAAGCAGUUGGGCCAAUUCAAAGCCCUUCCCUCCAACUAACCCCUCAGGACCCAUCUGGAACAAAGAACUCCCAAAUCACACUUUUCAAACAAACACACAAACGGUCCCUGCAACUAGCUCCAGUCAAAACAAAGGGUCCCAGCAGACACUCAGAUCAGUCUCCCAAUGUAGCACUCACCACAGCUCCUCUCAGACAGUUCCCAGGCAAACUCUGUUGUCUCUUGUUGACCAAGUUAAUGAUCUUGGAGUACAAACAACUGCAAUUAUUGUGCUGACCUAAGCUAUGGGCAGUAGUUGGCUGUAGUUUCCCCCUUGACCUGACCUAAGCUUGCUAAUUUUUCCUAAUUUAAACAAACCAUGAGCAUCACAGUUCUGCUAUUCCCCCCCAUUUCAAAUAGUUUGUUGUCUAGUUUUCCCUUUUAAGGGAAAAUUGUUUCCUUCCCUCUUGUCCUCAUUUUGUUUAGGGUGUGCUGGAAAGCAGAUCUCUUUUGUACCAUUUUCCUCACUUGAAAUACAUUGAAUUAGAACAAAGAGCAGGAACAGAGUUAGGGAAAAAUGGCACUUUACUCUCUGUGACACCAGAAAAAUAUAGGGUGAGUCAGGGAUUUACUUCCUCCUCAUAACAAUCACAAUCCGCACCUCACCCCAUCAGCUUUCGCAUGCAUCAGAAUAGAGUUUUUUCCUUGUGUGCCAUAUCCGCACCUCCUGCUCCACAUGAUGCAGUGUUCUCUAUUCUCUGUGUUUGGCACCACACUUUGAUUCUCAAAUGCUCUCAUGGCGCUGGAGAUUGAAGUGUCACAAAACUGGAGGGAAAAUUUGAAUGGAUUCCAGACACAGAUUAAUUGUACUAUGCUUUUAAUCCCUUUUUUGUUUUUAAUCUGUUGGCAAAGUUGCUUCUGAACUUUUCCUUGCUGAUCUGGGAGCUUUGUUUACAGAUGGGAAGGUGUGCUGUCCCCCCCCCUUUCCCCCUAUUAUGAUGAUGUGAAAUAUCUUGUAAAUAACAGGACAAUAAUAACAAGGUGAUACUGAUUGAAGAAGGUUUGAAUACAUCCGAGGAGAAUGCAGUGCAAGAUUCUGUUGUUGUUUUGAGUCAUCAUAUGUAAACUAUUCUGGAAUUUCCUUUUCUAUGAAAUGGAAAGUGCCUUUAUUGCUGCUGCGCCACUGUGCACGUGCAGAAUUCAUGUCUAGCACAGAAUUCCCACAGGAGUAUUUUGUGCUUCUUUGUAUUGCAGAUUUCUCUCUGUUGCCUGAUAGCCAUUUAGUCACAUAACUGAAUAUUAGUUUUAUUUAUCUGAGCAUGUCUCAGAUUUAGUCAGGACUUUGUGACAAUUGAACAUUUG